GCUCUGAAAGCUAGAUAUUUGUUAUCCGGAUAGUUUUGGCUCAUUAUCUUUAUCUAACUCUUUCUGUGGCGAAGCGUUGCAUGCAAUAGCGAUCAUUUUGAAUCUGUUCCUGCACGGACGCACACAUCUUUCUUAAGUUUUAUUUGUUUAAAAGAGCACCUGGUUUUUCAUUGCGCUCGUCCAUUCCUCUCCACAAUGGAUUUGGUCUGGAGACUAUGCUUCGUUGCCAGCUUCUGUGCCUGUGGUGUUGCCUCAGCAGAGCGUCACAGCGUCUUUUGGAAUAGCACCAACCAAAAGUUCCAGUUGGAUGACUACGCCGUGGAGGUGCGCCUCAACGACUACCUGGACAUCGUCUGCCCUCACUACCCGCUGGGGGAGGUGCCCUCCCAGGAUGCCGAGCGCUACGUCCUGUACAUGGUGGAGAAGGAGGACUACGCAGCCUGCCGCCCAGAGUCCUAUGACCAGAUGCGCUGGGAAUGCGGACACCCCUUCGCCCCCCACGCCCCCGAGAAGUUCUCUGAGAAGUUCCAGCGCUUCACGCCUUUCACCCUGGGCAAGGAGUUCCGCCAGGGAGAGAGCUAUUACUAUAUCUCCAAACCCCUGCACCACCACGGACAGGAGUGCCUCAGGCUCAGGGUGGACGUCGUCGCUGCCGACGGCUCUCAGGAGGCCAGAGUGGCUAAAGGAGGAGCUGGGGGUGGAGGUGGAGCCCACACUCCCUCCAACAGACUUCCAGCAGAUGACCCAGUGGUGAUCCUGCCUGAGGUCCAGAAAAGUGUGCGGACAAACUCCGCCGUGACAUCAUCGUCCCUCACAACCAUUUCACUGAUGCUCCCACUCUUAUUAUUGAUGUUUCUGCAAUAAGAGACUACAAAAAGAACUACAAAUACCUUGGACUUUCAGGGACACUGAAGGUGGCCUGUGAGGCACCUCAGACACAGACAGUACUAUAAGCCCAGUGCUGGCCAUUGGAAGAGUUUUUACACUUGUAAAGUAUGGAUGAACACUCGUGCACCACGUGUAAGGAGUGAGACAAUGGUUGGAGGUAACCAAGGAGGCACUUAGCCUUCUCACUCUUUCCAAAAGAUGUCAGUUUCUUCGUCUUUUUUUUUUUUCAGAGAAAAUUAUUUCUCUUUAAUUGUAGUAUUUUUUGUGCUCUCCUCCAUAUGUGACUUUUCUUUUUAUAUAAAUGCUAAUAUAGAAGGGGAACACAAACUGGAACAGACGAAGAACAAUCAAGAAAAACAACUUUCUCUUUGGAUUUUUAUGUUAUGAAGAUAUAAACUUGUAAAAAAAAACUGCAUUUAUUCAAAAGUUUUCUCUAAACUAUUGAGCCAAAGAUCAUAGCGGUCAUCUUUCCAGUGUAUACUAUUCCACCCUACAGUAUUGUGUACUGUUUGUUGUAUUGUUGUUAUUGUAUUGGUAUUGAGUGACAUCAAUGUCCAAGUGAUUCUUUUCUCAAUGUAGCAUCGACAAAAGCAGGGGCUGUACUUACCACAGCUGCUCCUUUGCAGACUCGACCAUGUGCUAUUGUACAGUAGCACUAUACAGCACAAUAGAAAACAACACACUACUUAUUACUUUGUACAGACUCUGACACACACAGACCAUCAUAAUACAAGCCCCAUAGUACAACACAGGGAUUCACACUACAUAGAAUCGACAGGUGUUAUGUACAUUCUGUGAAAAAUUAUUUAUAUGUGCUGAUAUUUUACUGUAUAUGAUAUUGUAUGUUGAACGCAAUGAUAUGUUUACUGUAGAGGGGAAGGAGGCAGAUGCUGUUUCUCAGGGUGAGAAACUGUGUGGAAGGAAGAGUGUGUGUUUUUCCAUGAGUGAGACAGAGAAAGAGUGAGUGUGGAAGGAUUCAGACACAAUGUUAAUCUGCCAAAAGUGAACACUGAGAUGUUGUGUGUAGUACCGAUAGGCUGGCCUCCUCUGCUAGUUGUGUCCCUGUAGCGUUUACAUCCACCAGCAUUUACAGCUAUGAUUGGACUCUUCUCCCCGCAGCCCUUCCUAUUGUUUAACCGAAACGAUGCUAUUGUCAGUCAAGAGUGCAAAACAAAAUUCAAUUUCUAUUGAAAAGUACACGUUCAAUUCAGUUCCGUUUUUUUGUUAAAUCAGUAUCACAAUUAGUUUUUCAGACAAAAGUGCGGGAGUGGUUUUGUUACUGUUAUUGUUGAUAAUACAAACCCAGACACAGCACAUUAAUGUGUGUACUCAAUGGACAAGACACGACCCCAGUGAUGGCUGCCAAGAACAACAUGAUUUUCUAGGGAGGCUUGAAUGACGGACACGACACAUGACCAACAUGGAGUCAACCCUACUGUUAUCAGAAUAUGCGUUACCUUACUGUGUACAUGUGUAAGUAAAGUGUAUUAUAUGUAUAUAUAGAAGAAGAUUAUAUAAAGACCUGUUUGAUAUGAUUAAUGUGAAAUUCUCGUUCAAUAAAAAAAGAUAUUUUUGGA
Messenger RNA from Osmerus eperlanus (European smelt), 2465 nucleotides. It is a transcript of the gene efna1a, whose product is annotated as ephrin-A1a. The transcript is spliced from 5 exons. Gene Ontology annotation, biological process: axon guidance; ephrin receptor signaling pathway. The record is from RefSeq and is a predicted model, not a curated record. The coding region runs from base 196 to 864 and encodes 222 amino acids. Gene Ontology annotation, cellular component: plasma membrane. NCBI's taxonomy places the organism in Eukaryota, Metazoa, Chordata, Actinopteri, Osmeriformes, Osmeridae. Gene Ontology annotation, molecular function: ephrin receptor binding.